AUGUACGUGGGCAACCUGUCAUGGCGACUGGAUGACUCCAGGUUGGCACAACUAUUCAGCGAGCACGGCACCGUGCUCUUCGCUAAGGUCAUGCGUGACUUACAAACCGGGCGCUCAAAGGGAUUCGGCUUUGUAGCAAUGGCAUCACAUGAGGAACGCGAGGAGGCCAUCGCGGCCCUCAACGGGCAGAUCUUGGAGGGGCUUGCCCUGCGAGUGAGUGUCGCGGAGGAGCCAGACGUGACUGUAAGCAAGGCGGUUCCAGGAGACACCCGGGUGGAAAGCCCUCCUCCCCGUCAUGUUGUUGGGCCUUCAUUUCGGUUGCACGUGAACAACCUUUCAUCGAAUGUGGAUGACUCUAGGCUGGCACAAAUGUUCAGCCAGCACGGCAAAGUGGUCUAUGCUAAGAUCAUCCGUGAUUUCAAAAGUGGGCGCUCAAAGGGAUUCGGUUUCGUAGAGAUGUUGUCGCGGGGGGAAAUGGACAGCGCCAUCACAGCCCUCCAUGGACAGAGCUUGGAGGGGCGUGUCAUGCGAGUGAGUGCCGCCGAGGUGCCAGGCAUGACUGUAAGCAAGGCGGCUCCAGGGGUAGAAAGUUCCCCUCCCCGUCAUGUUGUUGGGCCUUCAUUCCGGUUGCACGUGCACAACCUGUCGUUGAACAUGGACGACUCUAGGCUGGCUCAGAUGUUCAGCCGGCACGGCAGAGUGGCCUAUGCUAAAGUUGUCCGUGAUAUCCAUAGCGAGCGCUCAAAGGGAUUCGGUUUCGUAGGAUUCGGUUUCGUAGAGAUGGCGUCACAGGAGGAUAUGGACAAUGCCAUCACAGCUCUUCAUGGACAGAGCUUGGAGGGGCGUGUCAUACGAGUGAGUGCCGCGGAGGAGCAGUCGCCAUCAUGA
This is a messenger RNA of Triticum turgidum subsp. durum (durum wheat), 888 nucleotides long. NCBI's taxonomy places the organism in Eukaryota, Viridiplantae, Streptophyta, Magnoliopsida, Poales, Poaceae. The record is from the annotation of a GenBank genome assembly.